GAUAUGUGUGCUAUUGUUGUGCGGCGUGGCCGCUACGUAAUCUUCGUGUAGGUGUAGAAUAUGAGAACGUUGGUGCUGUUUGCGAAUUGUUGCAGACGCCGCGAGAUUUCAGAGUUGGAGUUGCCUUCACAAAUUUGGCAGGUGGUUAUCAUUAAAGAGUGAUAAUCGCGACGGCGAAGAAAAAGAGAGUGGGCAGAUUGCGUCUUAUCUGCAGGUCGAUGGGUAUCUCGAUUUGACGACGAGGAUCCAGGAUGCUGAGGUUCCUGUCACGACGGAGGGCGCGUGGCGUCAGCGGUCAAACCGCUUCGUCGCAGAUCAAAAACCAGAGAUUGCCCAGCAACAAAAAUGUUGUGCAAUGCAGGGUGGUACUUUUGGAUGGCACGGAUCUGCCCAUAGAAUUGUCGAAAAAAGCAUUGGCUAGUGACUUAUACGAACAAGUAUUUUAUAGUCUCGAUUUGAUCGAAAAAGAUUAUUUUGGACUUCAAUAUACAGAUAGCAAUAAUGUCCAACACUGGCUAGAUCCAACGAAACCUAUCAAAAAACAAGUUAAAAUUGGACCUCCGUACACGCUCAGAUUAAAAGUAAAAUUCUAUUCUUCGGAACCAAACACGCUGCGUGAAGAGCUGACACGGUACCAGUUCUUCUUGCAGUUGAAGCAAGAUGUUCUGGAAGGCAAACUUCACUGUCCUCAUCAAGUUGCAGUUCAGUUAGCUGCUCUGGCGCUUCAAUCUGAAUUAGGAGAUUACGAUCCUACUAUGCACAGUGCGGCGACUGUGUCGGAAUUCCGCUUUGUACCAGGCCAAACGGAACAGAUGGAGCUGGAGAUACUGGAAGAAUACAUCAAAUGUUCUGGUCUCAGCCCGGCCCAAGCAGAAUCCGCAUAUCUUAGCAAGGCUAAAUGGCUAGAUAUGUAUGGCGUCGACAUGCACAUUGUUCUUGGUAAAGACGCCUGCGAGUAUUCUCUGGGCUUGACUCCAACCGGCAUCUUGGUUUUUGAAGGCACACAAAAGAUAGGCUUGUUCUUCUGGCCAAAGAUCGGUCGUCUGGACUUCAAGAAAAAAAAGCUGACACUGGUAGUCGUAGAAGAGGACGAUGAAGGCAGAGGCGAGCAAGAGCACACUUUCGUGUUUAGAUUGGUGAACGAAAAGGCCUGCAAGCAUUUAUGGAAGUGCGCGGUGGAGCAUCAUGCUUUUUUUCGUCUACGUGCACCGGUCAAAGGAACCAGCGGUCGCCAGAACUUUUUCCGUAUGGGUUCACGUUUCCGUUACAGCGGCAAAACGGAAUUUCAGACGACGCAGCUGAAUCGGGCGCGCCGCACUGUGCAAUUCGAGAGACGACCGAGUCAAAGAUAUGCGCGAAGACAAAGUCACGUUCUUCGCGAAAGACAGCGUCAACAACAGGUAGAGCAGCCGCAACCUUCUCCACCUCCAGCCGAUGAAGAACCCUUGCAGCGUCAAUCGAAUCGAUCCAGUACAAAAUCUUCGAACUCCUCGAGUGUUCAGGGCACAUCAUCGCCUUUGGUAGAUUCUCUGUUGAAGUCUCUCGCCAAAGAUCAACAACCACUAGAGGCCAGGAACCAGACGACGGUCAGCAGUAGUGAGAAAGAGUCAGAACCUACGAAGACCAGUCUGACGGUUGAAACUAUCACCAAUCAAGUGCAGCUAGUGCCUAAUAAUCAAAUGGGUGGAACAUCGUCGUUACCUCCUCGAACACCAAUUCCGCCGGAAUCUCUAAAGUGCAAUAUAUUGAAGGCUACUCUCGAGCAGGGGAAAAACUCGAAUUUGGUCUCCAUCACGUCCACAGAAAGCUCUGGAGUGAUUCCAAAGAAAAAUCAACACUCGGAUGCGGCAACUAUCGUUUCCGUGGGUGGUGAUAAAUUGACUCUCUCUGUGAGCGGAGCGACAACAGCAGUAAAUCCUUCUAUGGACGAUGCUGUUACUGUAACGCAUUUUUCGUUGGACAGUUGGGGACAGAUCGAGCAAAAGACUACGUCGUUAAGCCCGAAAGUAUCGAACCAACAAUCGCAAAAUCCUUUCAAUCCGUUCACUAAUGACAGCAUCGAUACGUCUAAUACGGCCGAAGCUUCCGAGGAGGAAGCGAAACCGGAAGACGACAAGAAAAAGAACACCAAUCCGUUCAUAGACUCGAAUCCAUUCUUGGGUAUUCUCAAUCCCUUCAAAGAUUUACAACCGGUUACAACAGAGAAAAAAGUCGAGGCGGAUACAGAAAAAGCCGGAGCGCGGGUUGUUAAAACUGAGGAGAUACAAACGACCACUACGACACUUACACACAAGGAUGAAAGUCAAGCGGCAUCAGACAUUAGUCCUUGGUUAGUAGCGGAUCCGUCGCAAAGCCCAGCACCUGAUCAAACACCAACUAAGCAUACAGUAAUCACGAGAAAAACGGUAAUUACCACACAGUUAUAAAAUAUUUAUUAAAUAUUACAAAGAAAAAAAAUAAUAUCCAUAUACAACGCGCGAGAAAGUAGCACCAACGUACGACUAUAUAUAUUUACUUUGGUCUUCCUCGGACUGCCUAUAGCUUUCUUUUUUUAUUUGCUUUACAAAGUGCGUGAUGUUAAUCAUGACAGUUAAUCGUGACAAUUAAAAUUUGGCAUGUAAAAAACUACAUGUUAAAAAAUAGUUAUAAAAGGGUUCUAAGUUGUUACUUAAAUAUAAAAAGCAGAAUACCAUUUUGGGAAGGCAUUACUUAAGUUACUACUGGGAUAUUUUUAUGUCUAGUAGAACAGUCGUUUUAUGCCGACUAAGAAUUUGCAUAAUAAGGUAAGCUUUCUGUUUAUAGCAUCACGAACAUUCCUUAAUUGUAUAAUGCAUUUAUCUUAAGAUUAUGUGUUGAUAAAAAAAGUGUCCUUAUAAUCUGCCAACAUGUAUUAGUAAGGUACGUAUGCAAGGUUUAUUCGCGUCAAACAUUUUUUUACGUUUGUUUUUUGCAAUUUUAUGUUUUCUUUCUAUUUGCAAAGAAUAAAUGUACUUUAUUUCGUUUUAAUUAUGGAGUGCAGCUAAAACGGACAAACUUACGUAUUUCGUGAGGUGAAUAUGUAUUGCUCGUGUCUAAAUAUUAAGUCUAUGCAUUUAUAAGAUAGCAUUUUUGUAUUAGUAACCAUUGUGCCUUCGAAUUUAAUGUGCGAUGGACAAACAUGCAAUUAUGCGAAUAUUAGAAACGAAAAAAAUCAUAUUCGCUGUGACUGAUUAAAAAUAUAAGUAUUACAUUUCCGUUAUAAUAUCAUAUAAAUUACGUAAAUAAUUGUGCUAUAUAAGUAGAUUUGAUCAAAACUUUUGAGAACACUAUUGUCGAUAACAAAUUUUAGAUUUGGUAUAAUUAAUGACGUCAACUAAUGAUAUUGAUUCUAUCUAUUCUUUGUAAGAUUUGUGGAUAAUAUAUUUAUGUAUUAUAAUAAAUGAAAGAGACAAUAAUCGAUAGAUAAAUAAAAAAAUUAAUACGCGAAUCAUCGCCAGUCUUAGGUAAAGCACAACUUGUGCCUCAAACAUGCAGCUAUAAAGAUAUUCAUGUUUAUUCCAUGCCUACGAAAUUAUGAAAUCGAAUUUUUAUGUAUA
This is a messenger RNA of Trachymyrmex septentrionalis, 3575 nucleotides long. It is a transcript of the gene yrt, whose product is annotated as band 4.1-like protein 5. Gene Ontology annotation, cellular component: cytoskeleton. The record is from RefSeq and is a predicted model, not a curated record. Gene Ontology annotation, molecular function: cytoskeletal protein binding. The transcript has 7 exons. Lineage: Eukaryota; Metazoa; Arthropoda; Insecta; Hymenoptera; Formicidae. The coding region runs from base 252 to 2426 and encodes 724 amino acids.